GAAACUAAGAUGGAUAACAGCAGAGGUUGAUAGUAAAAGUAGAGGCCUACCUGAUAAUGUUGAUGGUUUCUAUCACUUUUUCUUUUUAAACUUGCUCUAACAUGGACAGCGCAACCAUUAAAGACUCUUCUACUUUGAAGAGGAAUACUCGAAGUUAUGCUGGAAAAUCUCUUUGUUGUAAGUUGUUUAAGAAAUUAUGUCCCGAUGAUAAAUUUGGAGAAGGUGAGCACUAUAAACAAGUAAAUGAAUGGAGUCAACGCUGGCAGAGACCUUUAUUUUCUGUAGACACAGCAGGACGCAUUGUAGAAACUCGAGCUCAAAGAAGAGAAGUGACCCUUACUCUCCCAAAAAAAAAAAAAUUUUCCUCCGCAGAGCUUAGUAGCGAAAGUAGCUUGUCGAGCCCCGAAAAAGAAGAAGUAAUAAAAAGGAUGAGCGCCACUCACGCUGAAGACUCCUUUUUAGAAUCAUUUCUCGACAACCCCGUUGUUAAUCCUGCAUCCGCGUCGCUUUCCAGGCUUCCACUAACACCGUCGAAGUCCAAACGAAUUAAGUGGAGCAGAGAGGAAGUGCAAGGGCUUAUAAGUGGCAUUAAAAUCUACGGAAUUGGCCGAUGGGCAGCCAUCGAAAAUUACAUUAAGGGCAUAAUUAAAGGAUUUACUCGAUCUCAAACUAACAUUAAAGACAAAUGGCGAGGAUUGUGUGCUAAAAAAGAUCCCAUAUGCUUAGAGGUUUUUAAAUUUUUCAAAGAAAGAGAGAAUGAAAAGAGAAUGGAGGAAGAAGAGCGUUUGCUACGAGUAAGCCGACAAAGAAACCAAACAGCUCAUAUUGUUCAGUAA
Molecule: messenger RNA, 836 nt
Organism: Zophobas morio
Lineage: Eukaryota; Metazoa; Arthropoda; Insecta; Coleoptera; Tenebrionidae
Exons: 10
Coding region: 102-836 (244 amino acids)
Source: RefSeq, a predicted model, not a curated record